Messenger RNA from Hippopotamus amphibius kiboko, 3398 nucleotides. RefSeq names its product FERM domain containing kindlin 2 (gene FERMT2). Lineage: Eukaryota; Metazoa; Chordata; Mammalia; Artiodactyla; Hippopotamidae. The coding region runs from base 167 to 2287 and encodes 706 amino acids. Gene Ontology annotation, molecular function: integrin binding. Gene Ontology annotation, biological process: cell-matrix adhesion; integrin-mediated signaling pathway. The transcript is spliced from 18 exons. Gene Ontology annotation, cellular component: focal adhesion; extrinsic component of cytoplasmic side of plasma membrane. The record is from RefSeq and is a predicted model, not a curated record.
GGUGGAGCGCGCGGGGAGAGGCGAGGGGCCGCGACGCCCGGACUCCAUUAGGCGCUCCGGCCGGGACGCGGCGUCUCGCCUGCUGACGAGGGGACCCGCCGCCGCCCCGCGCCUGCCGCCGCGCGAGCCCCGGGGCCGGGAGCGCGAGGAGCGCGCGGAAGGAGCCAUGGCCCUGGACGGGAUCAGGAUGCCGGACGGCUGCUACGCGGACGGGACGUGGGAGCUGAGCGUGCAUGUGACGGACCUGAACCGCGAGGUCACCCUGAGAGUGACCGGGGAGGUCCACAUCGGGGGCGUGAUGCUCAAGCUGGUGGAGAAGCUCGAUGUAAAAAAGGAUUGGUCUGACCAUGCUCUGUGGUGGGAAAAGAAGAGAACUUGGCUUCUCAAGACACAUUGGACCUUGGAUAAGUAUGGCAUUCAGGCAGAUGCUAAGCUUCAGUUCACCCCGCAGCACAAGUUGCUCCGCCUGCAGCUUCCCAACAUGAAGUAUGUGAAGGUGAAAGUGAAUUUCUCUGAUAGAGUCUUCAAAGCUGUUUCUGACAUCUGUAAGACUUUUAAUAUCAGACACCCUGAAGAGCUUUCUCUAUUGAAAAAACCCAGAGAUCCAACAAAGAAAAAAAAGAAAAAGCUAGAUGACCAGUCUGAAGAUGAGGCACUUGAAUUGGAGGGGCCUCUUAUCACUCCUGGAUCAGGCACUGAUGUUCUUUACAUUGGCCCUCUGAAAGGAAGUAUAUAUUCAAGCCCAGGGCUCUACAGUAAAACGAUGACCCCCACCUACGAUGCUCAUGACGGAAGCCCUUUGUCACCGACUUCUGCUUGGUUCGGUGACAGUGCCUUGUCAGAAGGCAACCCUGGUAUACUUGCUGUUAGUCAGCCAAUAACAUCACCAGAAAUCUUGGCGAAAAUGUUCAAGCCUCAAGCCCUUCUUGACAAAGCAAAAAUCAACCAAGGGUGGCUUGAUUCCUCAAGAUCUCUCAUGGAACAAGAUGUGAAGGAAAAUGAGGCCUUGCUGCUCCGAUUCAAGUAUUACAGCUUUUUUGAUUUGAAUCCAAAGUAUGAUGCGAUCAGAAUUAAUCAGCUCUAUGAGCAGGCCAAGUGGGCUAUUCUCUUGGAAGAAAUUGAAUGCACUGAAGAAGAAAUGAUGAUGUUUGCAGCCUUGCAGUAUCAUAUCAACAAGCUGUCGAUCAUGACAUCAGAGAAUCAUCUGAACAACAGUGACAAAGACGUGGAUGAGGUUGACGCCGCCCUUUCAGACCUGGAGAUUACUCUGGAAGGCGGUAAAACGUCAACAAUUUUGGGUGACAUCACUUCCAUUCCUGAACUUGCUGACUAUAUUAAAGUUUUCAAGCCAAAAAAGCUGACUCUAAAAGGUUACAAGCAGUAUUGGUGCACCUUUAAAGACACAUCUAUUUCUUGCUACAAGAGCAAAGAAGAGUCCAGUGGUACACCAGCUCAUCAGAUGAACCUAAGAGGGUGUGAAGUUACCCCAGACGUGAACAUUUCAGGCCAAAAAUUUAACAUUAAACUCCUCAUUCCAGUUGCAGAGGGCAUGAAUGAGAUCUGGCUUCGCUGUGACAAUGAAAAGCAGUACGCGCACUGGAUGGCGGCCUGCAGGUUGGCCUCCAAAGGCAAGACCAUGGCGGACAGCUCUUAUAACUUAGAAGUUCAGAAUAUUCUUUCCUUUCUGAAGAUGCAGCAUUUAAAUCCAGACCCUCAGUUAAUACCGGAGCAGAUCACAACCGACAUAAAUCCCGAGUGCUUGGUGUCUCCUCGCUACCUAAAAAAGUACAAGAGCAAGCAGGAAAAAGGAUGCAAAAAACAGAUGCCAGGCUAUGUAAGAGAUUUGAUAACAGCAAGAAUCUUGGAGGCCCAUCAGAAUGUAGCUCAGAUGAGUCUGAUUGAAGCCAAGAUGAGAUUUAUUCAAGCAUGGCAGUCGUUACCAGAAUUCGGCAUCACACACUUUAUUGCAAGAUUCCAAGGAGGCAAAAAAGAAGAACUUAUUGGGAUUGCAUACAACAGACUGAUUAGGAUGGACGCCGGCACAGGAGAUGCAAUUAAAACCUGGCGCUUCAGUAACAUGAAGCAGUGGAAUGUAAACUGGGAAAUAAAAAUGGUCACUGUGGAGUUCGCAGAUGAAGUACGGUUGUCCUUCAUUUGUGCGGAAGUGGACUGCAAGGUGGUGCACGAGUUCAUCGGUGGCUACAUAUUUCUCUCAACACGCGCGAAAGACCAGAACGAGAGCUUAGAUGAGGAGAUGUUCUACAAACUCACCAGUGGUUGGGUGUGAACAGAAAUGCUGUGUGCUGAAACUCCAUGGCCAUAACAGUUAUUUAACUUUAAAAGCUGUUGUUUGCUAUAUGCUGCUUCAUAAAGUAAGCUUGAAAUUUAUUUUAUCAUGAAACUUUUUUGCCUUACCAGACCAGUUACUCUGUGCACUAACAAGCACGACUAUUAAUCCACUGUCAUGAUACAGUACACGGACUUGAACGUGGCACACGUUCCCUAGGGCCAUGAGUUGAAAACUGAAGUAGUGGGCAAGUCAGGAACAAGACAUCACUGAUUCCGGCCAAAGUGUGUGUAAGAAGCUCAAGCCAUCUGCUUUAACGCUAUCCAGGGCUUAAACUAUAUGAAGUCUAUUUAUCAUGUUUAAUGCAUGUGUUUUAAUAUGUGUUUAAUUUGACCUCUUAUCUUUCAAAUAUCCUACUUCUGGUAGCCAUAUGUCACCCGUCCGUGUCCCUCCCUACCGCCAAUAAAUCGGGCCUGCAAAAGGUGCCUGAUAUUUAAUAAUGUCCUUGUUUGAUCUUGAAGGAAAAUGCUGUUAGUCGUUAUGCCUGGUUUGUUUUUGUCCUUGAAUAAGCCUGUAUGUAUAUUGUCUUGUGUUUUUAUUUUUACACCAUAUUGUAUUACAACACUUUUAGUAUUCACCAGCAUAUUCACUGUCUGCCUAAAAUAUGCAACUUUUGCAUUACAAUAUGAAGUAAAGGUCAAUGAAGUAUGCAUUUUGUGUAACUAAUGUACAAACACAAAUUUUAUAAAAUUGUACAGUUUUUUUAAAAACUACUCACUACUAGCAAAUGGCUUAGAUGUAGCAUCUUUGCAUCAAUUAAAUGCUCUUUAAAAUAUAAUUAAUGUGCAGUUUUAAUAUCUGCUAAAUUAAGGUGACUUCAUUAUAGUCACGAUUUGCCACAGUGUCCUUAACCAGAGUGAAGCCUGGACUGGCUGUGUUCUCGUCUGUUGCGCUGUUACAAUCUGCAUUGGUGCUAGUCAGAAAAUUCCUAGCUCACAUAGCCCAAGAGGGGGCCAGGGAGGGCUGGAUGACCAGUGUUGUUCAAUAAUCCAUGGUUUAAAGACUGUGUAAAUGCAUUUUAUUUUAAAUAAAGGCAAAAUCUUUUAUUUAA